UCCUUUGCUCUAGCCAUCUAAAGCAGGCAGCAACUGAGAAAGUCAAAAUUUCACCAUUCACAAUUCUUAUUUUUUUCUUCUCUAAAUACCCUUUUGGCCUUCAAUUUGUUUUUGAGUUUCAUGAGUACGUGAUGUUAUGUAUAUAAGUUAUCAUAGAGUUAAAAGAAGACUGAUUUUCAACAGAUGGGUAGAUUUAGAAUGUAAUCAACAAUAGAUUGUGAUUCUCAACCAAAAAAAAAAUGGCAACAACAACAAAUCUAUUCAGCUUUUGCUCUCUGCUAAUGGCUUCUCUCUUUGCUCUCUCUGCAUCACUUCAAUUUAAUGACCCAGAUUGGUACUUCUGGUUUCCUCUAUAUGCCACAGCUUGUGUAGUCAAUCUGGCCAAUUGGAUCUCCAACAAGAAGAUAAUCAGAUCAAAUGCCAAAUUUUCACUUUGGCUUGGAGUGUUCUUGUUUUUGAAGGUUGUAAUUGAAGAUUUUGUGUAUGGAAUAGCUGGAUUUUGGUCAUUAGAUAUGAGGGAGAGAGUGGUCAGAGAAAAAUUUGGAAGUAGAUUUGUUGUCUGUUCCAUGUUUCUGCAAUUGGAAGCAUUAUCAAUCCCAAAUGAUCCCACAAGAGGAAGAAAAGUUUAUGUUGCAAAACAUGUUCAAUAUGGAAUGGCAGUCUUGGUGGGUUUUAGUUAUGGGGUCUCCUUUCUCUUCUUUGUGUUUCAAAAAGAGAAAUGAAGCUCUGAUUAAAAAAAGAGGUACAUGGUCUUCAAUUUGGUGGUGUUACGUACAAUGAGAAUAAUGUGAAGACUGAAGAGAAAUCAUCUUUUCACAAUAAUACCGAGAUUUUACAUGGUUCAAUAUGAUUGUCUAUGUUCGAUCACACUUAAUUAUUGUCUUUUUUAGACAAAAGGGUACGUAUGCCACUACGACAAACUAGUGCAACUAACAGCAAAAUAAAUAAAUGGUAUCCAAGGGUAUAGUGCAGUGAUUCGGGAAGUAAGUUUUUGAAGAUUCAUUUUCGAAUCGCACUUGUAACUUGAAUGCUAUAUGAACCAUAAUGCCCUUAGUUUACAAACCCAACACCCUGUAGGGAUUCGGGAAGUAAGUUUUUAAAGAUUCGUUUUCGAAUCGCACUCGUAACUUGAAU
This is a messenger RNA of Cornus florida, 1134 nucleotides long. RefSeq lists its product as uncharacterized. The record is from RefSeq and is a predicted model, not a curated record. Lineage: Eukaryota; Viridiplantae; Streptophyta; Magnoliopsida; Cornales; Cornaceae. Bases 240 to 722 code for a protein of 160 amino acids. The transcript is spliced from 3 exons.